GAAAUUCCCUCUCUGCCGAAUCCAUGAGUCUCUAUAAUUAUGUGACCACAGCACAACCGCCUACAGCCGUACACUUCGCGGUGAAAGGCAAUUUUUUGGAUGCGCUAGCUAAUAACCUUAUCAUCAGCAAAGGGACGCGUAUCGAGAUCUAUGUAUUCGUCGACAACGAGAUAAAGCCUGUUUUAGAUUUUCCUAUUUACGGUCGAAUUGAAUCGCUCAUUGCUUUACAAUUGCCCGGACGACCGACUUGUUCUUUGUUCGUAUUGACCGAUCGGCAGCGUUUUUGCGUGCUAAGCUAUGAUCAGACAGCGAAAUCAGUUAUUACCGACAUUUCCGGUGCUCUUGAAGAAGUCAAUGCUCGAACGACGGAUGAGCCGACGAUAGCCCUGCUCGAUCCCGAGAACAAAGCUAUCAUUGUGAGCAUGUACACCGGCCUGCUUCGCGUCAUACCUAUCAUAGGCAUACCAAUGAAAAUUGGGAAUAAUGCAAAGGGAAAAGCCAAAGACACGGGUUCCAAAAAAUUGUCAAUGAUACCACAUAGUAUUCGAAUUUCAGAAUUAGUGGUCAAAUCCAUCGUAUGCUUGCAUGGUCGAGCGAAACCGACCAUUGCAAUGUUAGCUGCUGAUUAUGAAGAUACGCGUUCUGUCUCAGUGUACGAGCUGAAUUUGGCAGACAAAAGCAUCAAUGAACGGCCAAUAUACCAAAUCAACGUGGACACGACUGCCUAUUCGCUCGUUCCUGUUCCUAUGCCUUUCGGUGGUUUCCUUAUCAUAAGUGAAGUGGCAAUCACAUAUCACAACAUGCGAACCGCAAAUGUAUCCCUACAAUCUCCAGCAUCUAUAAUCACCGCGGCCAACUUCCUUGAUAACAGUUCAUCGCGUGUCCUCUUAGGCGAUGUCAAAGGUUCACUAUAUGAACUCUCUCUUGCAAGCUCAAACGACACCGUGCAUAGUCUCCAUUUGCAUCUGGUUGCCGAGCUGUCUACGCCAUCUGCUAUUGUGCCUUUGAAUUCAGAAAUGAUUUACAUUGGCUCAAGUCGGAGUGACUCAUGUCUGGCACGAGUGGACCCACUCAGUGAUAGCAGAUACACAUUGCAUGUGCUGGAAGAAUUUCCAAAUAUCGGCCCUGUUACUGAUUUUUGUCUAUUUGAUCUUGACAAACAAGGACGCCAAACCAUGGUAUGCUGCUCAGGAAUCGAUAAUCAAGGCAGUUUACGCAUUGUACAGAGUGGUGUGGGUUUCCGAGAACAGGCCGUCUUACAGAUAUCAAAUGUCAAAGACAUUUGGUCACUUCGAACAACACCUGGAUCUCUGGACGAUAUGUUGGUUCUUACCUGUGUCAAUUCUACUCGCAUAUUAAGAAAAUCGAAACAAAAAGAACCGCUGGAAGAAUUGCGAAGCUUCUCCACCUUUUCUUUCCAAGAGCCGACCUUAGCUACGGGUUGUACGCUUGACAACGAUAUUGUCCAGGUCACACCAUCUUCUGUCCGCCUAAUGUCGAGCAAAGCUGAAGGAACACUCAUAGCAGAAUGGAAAUCUCCGGAUAAUUCACCAAUUACGGUAGCACGAUUGAAUGGCUCUCAAUGUGUUCUCUGUCAUGGCUUGAAUAACUUGGUAUAUCUGGAAAUUCAAGCAAAUAAAUUACUACAGAAAGGAUCGUUGAAGUUCAAUUCCGAAAUUGCUGCUUUGGAUAUCACUCCCCCGAAAAAUGACUCACAAUCGACCGAUAGAGUCAUUGUAGGGUUGUGGGCCAACGAACAUAAUCUCCAAGUCGUUACAUUACCAGCGAUGCAAAUCCUUGCGACAGAUACCUUACUUCAGAAUGCGGUUCCUCGAUCUAUUGUCAGAACAAAACUUGAAAACUCUAUUUACUGUUUUGUAUCUCUGGGCGAUGGUCAGCUAGUGAACUAUCAAGAAAAUCCAUCUACCGGCAAAUUGCAACAUAAAAAGCAUAUUACUUUGGGGACUCGGGCUGUGAAACUGUACCCUUUUGAUAACGCAGGGCAAAGCUCCAUACUUGCCACCUCCGAUCAGCCUACAAUUAUCACUAGUAUGCAUGGUCGUCUCACUUACUCAGCAGUGGAUAUCAAGAAUGUUAGUGCAUUUACUACCUUUGCAACUAAUUUUAUACCUGGGUCGAUCAUCAUGGCGUUACCCAAUGCACUAUUAUUUGGUGAUAUUGAUAAGCUAAGAAGGCUGCACAUCUCCAAAAUACCUUUGGAAAACGAAAUGGGACGACGGAUAGUUUAUCACGAAGAAUCCGAAACUAUAGCACUCAGCACGUCGCGGUCAUCUGUCGAUACCGAUAGCGGUUUUGACGUCACGUCUGGGAGCUUGCGAGUAUUCGAUGCGCGAACUUUCCAAGUAUUAUAUUCGAUUGAUAUGAAAGAACGAGAAGUAGUGGAAAGCUUGGUCUGCGCCAAUUUGGAUCACGAAGACACAAAAUAUGUCAUUGCAGGCACAGCAAUCGUUAACCCUGACGAACCGAAUCAAGACCGCGGUCGACUAUUGAUCUUCCAUGUAUCUGCAGAACGUGAAUAUCGCCUUAUUGAAUCGGUGGAUCUGCCGGGAGUGCUUUAUGAUAUCAAACCUGUGAUGACCGAUUCACCAUCAAUUGUGAUUGCCGUCAAUGGAUCCAUAUACUAUUUGGAAGCUUUCGAGUAUGAUGCGUCACCGGGAGAAAAAUGUACACUGGCUUUGAAACUUGACGCAAAUAUCUUGGCUCUUUCCAUGGAUACUCGAGGUCAUCUGGUUCUCGUUGGUGAUUUAAUGCAAUCCAUGUCUUUACUGGAGGUCACAAACGACAAUCAGCAUACAGUCAAAAAGGUUGCGAUGGAUUUCUCUUCUAACUGGAUGACGGCUGUCAAAAUAUUGGAUAAUGACAUAUAUCUGGGCGCUGAAAUGUGCAACAAUUUGUUUACACUUAAACGCAUGCCAUCCGAAAUGGAGGAAUCGACACGGUUGGAGGUAGCAGGAGAAUAUCACCUGGGGGAUCAGGUCAACCGUUUUCGAGCUGGCUCAUUGGCGGAUAUGGCAGAAGACACAGAUGUUUUUACACGCACUUCCGUACUGUACGCUACCGUCAAUGGUGCGAUCGGUGUUAUUGUCGGUAUCACUCAGGAACAAUACGAAUUCCUUGCUAUGGUUCAGAACAAUCUGGCUCGUAUCAUUCCUUCCACCGGUGACAUUCCCCAUCAACAGUGGCGUGCGUUUAAUAGUAACACCAGGAACUGCGAAGCUUCUAAUUACAUUGACGGGGAUCUAAUUGAAAGGUUUCUUCUUCUCGAUUCGAGUCAAAAACUGCAAGUUCUCCGAGGCGACAACGGUGGUUCUAAGCUUCAAUGUCCAAUGGAAGAAUUACAACGUAUCAUUGAAACGCUGGCACGAGUAAAAUGAUGAUAUGCAUAUCCGACUAAUGAAAUCAUACUCUACAGUCUUAAAAAAACUAACAUUAUUGAAAAUAAAGAAAGUCGAAAACAAUCCCCACAUC
This is a messenger RNA of Radiomyces spectabilis, 3489 nucleotides long. Its product is annotated as CPSF A subunit region-domain-containing protein. NCBI's taxonomy places the organism in Eukaryota, Fungi, Mucoromycota, Mucoromycetes, Mucorales, Radiomycetaceae. The transcript has 14 exons. The coding region runs from base 24 to 3395 and encodes 1123 amino acids. The record is from RefSeq and is a predicted model, not a curated record. Gene Ontology annotation, cellular component: nucleus. Gene Ontology annotation, molecular function: protein binding; nucleic acid binding.